This is a messenger RNA of Cloeon dipterum, 1625 nucleotides long. RefSeq names its product Golgi reassembly-stacking protein 2 (gene Grasp65). The record is from RefSeq and is a predicted model, not a curated record. Lineage: Eukaryota; Metazoa; Arthropoda; Insecta; Ephemeroptera; Baetidae. The coding region runs from base 110 to 1399 and encodes 429 amino acids. Gene Ontology annotation, biological process: Golgi organization. Gene Ontology annotation, cellular component: Golgi apparatus. Gene Ontology annotation, molecular function: protein binding. The transcript is spliced from 7 exons.
UUUGUGGUCGUCUCACACUUGUGUUGUUGUCGGCCACGUCGGUGGUGCGUUUUUCGGCCGAAAUUAGGCUUUUGCUGACUAGAGAUUCGGCAAUCGCAGCCACAUCGGCAUGGGAGGGUCACAAAGCGUUGAAAUCCCUGGGGGUGGUACGGAGGGGUACCACGUCCUCAGGGUACAAGACAACUCGCCAGGACAGAAGGCCGGACUGGAAGCAUUUUUCGAUUUUAUCCUUGCCAUUGGAAAAACAAGAUUGGAUCAAGAUAAUGACACACUUAAAGAACUCUUGAGAACGUCUGUUGAUACUGAUGUGGACAUGCUGGUCUAUUCAAGCAAAACGCAAUCAGUCCGUUCAUUGCAGGUGCGCCCAAAUGCACUGUGGGGUGGACAAGGCCUGCUAGGAGUCAGCAUCCGCUUCUGCUCCUUCCAGGGCGCGAGUGAAAACGUUUGGCAUGUUCUGGACGUGCAGCCCAACUCCCCGGCAGAGAAGGCUGGAUUGCGGUCAGAAUCCGAUUACAUCAUUGGAGCCGACUCGGUGCUGCACGAGUCGGAAGACCUGUACUCUCUUUUGGAGGCACACGAAGGCCGCGCCCUCUCGCUCUAUGUGUACAAUAGUGAAGAUGAUGCCUGCAGACAGCUCACACUUAUCCCUAAUAGGACCUGGGGUGGUGAAGGAAGUCUUGGUUGUGGAAUCGCGUUUGGCUAUCUGCACAGAAUCCCGAUUCGAAGGCAGCAGCCGCAGCAGCACCAAUUGGCGCCGAAAACCCCAAGCCCUGAACACACGCCGCUCCUGCCAAGCGCCCCAUCCGCGUCCAGCGAAGUCCCUGCAGUUGAAACUUCGGCGCCACCUCCUGUAGAGCCAGCAAAAGAAGUUGUCGAGUCGCCGAUUGUUCCCUCAGCACCGCUCCCUACUGAAUAUGCGCCUCAGUCAAAUGCUGCGCAGUUGGUAGCCGCGUUUGGACCACCUCUAACAGAGCCGCUGCCACCAUCAGCGUUCCAACCACCUCCAGUGGCAGCUCCCGUACCAGAGCCACUCCCGCAAAUGGCCAUGCCCUCGUCAGUGCCCAUGUACAACGUCGCGUUCCCAACGCCAGGCUUCGUUCCGCCAGGAGGACUGCCACACGCUCCAGCGGCCAUAUUCAAUCCUUAUCAGGCUCCGACUGAGACCACCCUUCCUCCUCAGCAACCAACUCCUGCAACAGCCCCAGUGCAGCCACCCCCAGUCAACAAUUUCAGUCUGCCUGCUGGCAUGCCUCUUGUAACAACACCCAUCAAUCUGCCUGGCUACCCCCCAAUCACCGUGUCAGCGUCAGUUCCGUUGGACUCGUUCUCGACAGACGCCCCGAACAAUGCUGGUGCCACUACAGGUCUCAGCCGCUAUUUCAACACUCAGCACACAUGAAGCUGCCGGCAUUUUGUAAAUAUCUCCAAGUUUGCUAAAGAGGUGCGAAUUUGUCAUUUCGGGCGACUGAAUUCUUCAGACUUUUCACGUUCGCUAAAUUUGGAUGUCUUAUUGUGUUGGGAUAUGUUUCGAGUGAUUCAAAUAUUAUAGAGAAAUAAAUAUCAUGUUGACUCUUAAGUUAUAGCUGUUUGAGAUGAAAAUAAACAACACGUGAUAAUUUAUACAA